Menidia menidia (Atlantic silverside) is the source of this 525-nucleotide messenger RNA. The record is from the annotation of a GenBank genome assembly. NCBI's taxonomy places the organism in Eukaryota, Metazoa, Chordata, Actinopteri, Atheriniformes, Atherinopsidae.
GUGCUGGUCAUCAAAGAGGAGGUGCCGUGGAGCUCCAGUGUGGACAUAAAGAAGGAGGAGGAGGACCUCUGGAGCAGUCCGGGGGGGGGGCAGCAGGACCUCCCGUUCACUGUCGUAACCGUGAAGGCCGAGGAGGAGGAGGAAGAGGAGGGAGCCCCGCCCCCCCGCCUUCACCAGACCGAAGGCAGCAGAGAGGCAGCAGAACAGACUGGGGCUGACGGGGACCCCUGGGGAGGACCAGAACCAGAACCAGGACCAGAACCAGGACCAGAACCAGGACCAGCCGGAGACCCGGAUCCAAGCAGCAGUUUGCAGCAAAACGCGGAUGAAAAGGAGUUUUGCGAAACUGAAGUCAGUCUCGGGGAGGACGAUCGGGACUGGUCGGAUUCUGGAUCUGAAAACGGGGCCAAUUCAGAUUCAGAAGACAGUGAGUCUGAUUGGAGGGAGACUAGAGCACAGGAGGCAAGUGUAGAUAAUGAUGUAAGCCAGAAGACUGCCAAAAAGUCCUUCAGUUGCUCUGAAUGU